Molecule: messenger RNA, 411 nt
Organism: Trichomonas vaginalis G3
Lineage: Eukaryota; Parabasalia; Trichomonadida; Trichomonadidae
Product: actin-crosslinking proteins family
Exons: 1
Coding region: 1-411 (136 amino acids)
Source: RefSeq, a predicted model, not a curated record
AUGACAACAUUACCUCUUCAGGAUGGAGAUGAAGUUUUAAUUCGUAGUUUUGAUAACGCACUUAUUCAGGCGAUGAAAGAAGGUGGCAUUAAAAAAGUAGAUAAGAUUAAUGACAAAUGCAAAUUUCAAUUAUGUAAAAAAGGUAAAGCGAAAUGGGCAAUUCUAAAUUUCAAAGGUAACUACCUUUCAAUAUCACAAGAUGGUGAUCCUUUGUUCACUUCAAAAAUACCACUUUCCACAGAAACUUUCUCUUUUGAUGGAUUAUCUCCUCAAGCGGUUACUAUUCAAUAUGAAAAUCCAUCUGCUAGCAAAAGUGAUUUUUAUUACUUAAGCUUAACAAACGAUUUCAAAUUCGUACUCACGAAAAAUCAAAAUGAGCAAUCAGCAAUCUUUAAAUUUGAAGUCUUAUAA